This is a messenger RNA of Pelodiscus sinensis (Chinese soft-shelled turtle), 2742 nucleotides long. It is a transcript of the gene PAK1, whose product is annotated as p21 (RAC1) activated kinase 1. The record is from RefSeq and is a predicted model, not a curated record. Gene Ontology annotation, molecular function: ATP binding; protein serine/threonine kinase activity. Gene Ontology annotation, biological process: protein phosphorylation. Lineage: Eukaryota; Metazoa; Chordata; Testudines; Trionychidae.
GGAGAUGGGAGAGAGGCCGGGAGCUGCUGCCGGCGCUGAGCUAGGUGCUGCUGCUGACAACAGGGGAGGCGGUGGCGUGCUCGAGGAGGAGCAGUGGGCGUGCGUGGGGCAAGCCUGCUGGGCUGGCUGCGGAGAGAGUCUCGCCGCGAGGAGGACCGAGGAAGGGAGCCAGGGGGGGAGUGGGCAGGGGAGAAAGAGGAAGCGAAAGCAGCUGCAGCCGCAGGGCGAGAGAAGGGAAUCCCUGUGCUGCCAGGAGGCCAGCAAACUCCAUGUGAUGAUUCAUUGGGAUUCUUCAGACAAGGGCAUGAUGCAUCUGGAGGGGAUCUCUUCUACUUAUAGCAUCCCAGCACGACUGCAUGAAUUAUAGAUGGCUUUUUUGAGUUUCAUGUGGACAGCAAUCAGUAUGCCGUGGACAUAGUUACGUUUAUGGCAUCUACUUCAGGUAAGAGCUUCUUUUGCUGAAGAUGUCUAAUAAUGGUGUUGAAGCUGAAGACAAGCCUCCAGCCCCUCCAAUGAGAAAUACCAGCACAAUGAUUGGAUCUGGAAGCAAAGACACAGGGACUUUAAACCAUGGCUCAAAGCCUUUGCCUCCCAACCCUGAAGAAAAGAAAAAGCGAGACCGAUUUUACCGAGCUAUCUUGCCAGGAGAUAAAACCAAUAAAAAGAAAGAGAAAGAACGUCCAGAAAUUUCCCUCCCUUCAGAUUUUGAACACACAAUUCAUGUUGGAUUUGAUGCUGUUACAGGAGAAUUCACAGGUAUGCCGGAGCAGUGGGCUCGGUUGUUGCAGACCUCCAACAUCACCAAAUCAGAACAGAAGAAAAAUCCCCAGGCCGUGCUUGAUGUGCUGGAAUUCUACAAUUCCAAAAAGACCUCCAACAGUCAGAAGUACAUGAGUUUCACAGACAAAUCCGCAGAGGAGUACAGUUCAUCAAACGCACUGAAUGUGAAAGCUGUAUCUGAGACACCAGCAGUCCCGCCAGUUUCAGAAGAUGAAGAUGAUGAGGAUGAUGCUGCUCCACCUCCAGUGAUAGCACCGCGACCUGAGCACACAAAAUCAGUAUAUACCCGUUCUGUGAUAGAGCCCCUUCCGCCGCCUCCUACCAAAGAUGUGGCCACCUCCCCUAUCUCCUCGCCCUCGGAAAACAACACAACAUCCCCAGACACAAUGACCAGGAAUACAGAGAAACAGAAGAAAAAGCCGAAGAUGUCAGAUGAAGAAAUCUUGGAAAAAUUAAGAAGCAUCGUGAGCGUGGGUGACCCCAAAAAGAAAUACACUCGGUUUGAGAAGAUUGGACAAGGAGCUUCAGGCACAGUAUAUACUGCAAUGGAUGUAGCUACCGGACAGGAGGUUGCAAUCAAACAAAUGAAUUUGCAACAGCAGCCCAAGAAAGAACUUAUAAUUAAUGAAAUCCUUGUAAUGAGGGAAAACAAAAACCCCAACAUUGUCAACUACUUGGACAGUUACCUUGUAGGAGAUGAGCUGUGGGUAGUUAUGGAGUAUUUGGCAGGCGGCUCCCUGACGGAUGUCGUAACCGAGACCUGCAUGGAUGAAGGACAGAUAGCAGCUGUGUGUCGUGAGUGUCUUCAGGCUCUGGAAUUCCUGCAUUCGAACCAAGUCAUUCACCGAGACAUCAAGAGUGACAAUAUCCUACUAGGAAUGGAUGGCUCCGUCAAGCUAACUGACUUUGGUUUCUGUGCCCAGAUAACACCAGAGCAGAGCAAACGCAGCACCAUGGUGGGGACCCCUUACUGGAUGGCUCCUGAAGUAGUAACAAGGAAGGCUUAUGGACCAAAAGUGGACAUCUGGUCUCUGGGAAUCAUGGCAAUUGAAAUGAUUGAGGGAGAGCCUCCGUACCUGAAUGAGAACCCCUUGAGAGCCUUGUAUCUCAUUGCUACCAAUGGUACCCCAGAGCUGCAGAAUCCCGAGAAGCUUUCGCCCAUAUUUAGAGACUUCCUUAACCGCUGUCUUGAGAUGGAUGUAGAGAAAAGAGGCUCUGCCAAAGAACUGCUACAGCACCAGUUCCUGAAAAUUGCAAAGCCCCUUUCUAGUCUGACUCCUCUGAUUGUUGCAGCUAAAGAGGCAACGAAGAACAACCACUAAUCUGGAAUCUUCAUCAUUAUCGUGCCAAGUCUUUUCAAUGUUCAUUUCAGAGACUCAACACCUGCCCUCCUGCUCCAUAGGGGUGCCCCGAGCCUUUGAUCCCCUGAGAGUGAGCUUCAGAAGUAGUAUUUGUUGAAUGUUAAAGGAGGCAUUGCUGAUCUAAAAUCGUGAACGGCCUUCUCACCCUCUUGGUGGGAGAAGACUAUUUUGUAUGGUUGACAAGGUCUUUGUAAGAACCUCUGAGCCUGAUGUAGCAAAGCCAGUGUGAUUUCAUAUCUCUUAAUGUGUUUAUUUUUUAACGUAAUAUGGAGCCUUAGACCAUGUUUAUCUUAAUAAAUCUCUCACUGGCUGGACUUUCCCUGCCUCUGUCCGGCUCGGUGGUUACACUACUGAAACUCCUGCAUGCUUCGAUUACCUGAAUAAUGGAGCAGCUAGCAGAAAUCGGAAUAGCUUUAAUAAUGGAAAGGGGAUGCAGGAUUGUGUGUCAUCCAACCACUUCCCAGUGCUGCCGGACACUUUGACAGGGAGCUGAAGUAUUCUGAAUGAACUUUCUGCAAUCAUCGGAGGAUUUAAUUCAUGGCCGACCUUUGUGCUAUGUCUUGUGAAUCAGCCUCUGAUUAAAUAACCCGCUUUCUGUUUU